UGAUGCGUUUACUCGUAUACUUCAUCAGGAGUCUUGUUAUUGUUGUUAAUUAAUAAAUAAAAAAAAAGGAACCCUUAAUCACAGUGGUUUCAGUGUAGUUUUUAAUGAAAAAAUGGCGUUCUCGGCUGUGUGCAAGAUAUCGCGGGUCCUUCGAGUGCUGCGUCUCUCCGGGGAGUCGUUCUCGUGCAAAUCGAGCGUCCCUCGGUUAAAGGAACUAACACCAUGGAGUUGGCAGAAACCAAGGCUCCUGGGUACGCAGGCCAAACUGCCUCCAGUCGAGAGUACGGAACAGCCAAAGAAGAAGAAGGGCCUCAAGAGCCCGCAGAUAACGUUGAUAAUGCCGGACGAGAGCGUCGUGAUGGAGAGCCUCGAGCAGGCGGAGAAGCUGGCCAAGCGCAGGAAGCUCAAGCUCGUCAAGAUCAUAGACUUUGACACGAAGACCGAGAGGCCGCUCUACCGGCUCAUGUCGAACUUGGAGCUCUUCCAGGAGGAGAGCAAAGCCAAGAUCGAGAAGAAGAAUCCGAGCCCUGAUGCCCAGCAGAAGUCAAACCAAAAGCUCUUCAUCAUCUCGUCCAAGAUUGCCGAGAACGACUUACGGGUCAAGCUCAGGCAGAUGCACAAGGUGCUCAGGAAACAGAUAGAGAUACGGGUCUUCAUUUCGCAGGACGGAAAUCCUACCAGAGCUGACAAGUUAGCAGAGCACAUUGAGGAGAAUUUGAAGGAGCGAGCGAGCAAGAAAUCUCAAACGAAAAAAGCAACCACUUUAAAAUUACAUUUUGUACCAAAUCCUUGUCAAGAGGGUGAAGACAGUGAUUUGAGUGAGAGUAAAAGUUGUGAGAACAAUGAUCCUGGUAGUAGUGAUGAAAAGACGCCUGAUUUAAUGAAACGGGACACAGCAGCAACAGCAGUCAAGUAGGAAAAGUCACAGGAAAUGCAUAUUGGGCUCAUUAAAAUUUUCACUUUCGUGAAUAAAUCGUGCUACAAAUAAAUGUAUAGUAAUGUAUAUAAAAGGAGCGUAUUUAACUUUUUGUUUCAAGUUAUUGAUAUGUGUCCUAGUGCUAGACUAGUUGAAAUGUGAUCAAAUUUUCUGAAAACUAUUAUUACUAUUUUUUAUUUUCAAAUGUUACCAUUUUUUUCAUUUUAGUUGAAAGUUAUACGUUUUAUAAUAUCAUGUAGGAUACUUGCGCGUGCUUGUAUAUAUUUACAUUAUAAAAUUCACGAAGUGAUUGUUGCAAAUGGAAAAAUUAACGUUGUUACACUUAUUUUUGUACAAAGUUGAUAGAAAAGUUUUUUAAUUGGUGCACAAAGUACUUGGCAAAAAAUAAAAGUAUUAACUUUUAAGACAAUUCACUACAGCAUGUUAAAUUGUGCCGACUGAUUUGAUGAAUAAAAAAUAAAAUAAAAAGUCAAUAAUUUUGAACGUUGAAAGAGACAUGAAACUUGAGUGAGUCAAGAAAAAGUCAUGAACGAAUCAUUACAAAUUAAUAUACAUCUAACGUCAAUAUCAGCUAAUAAUGCAUAACGUGCCAAUUAUACU
Copidosoma floridanum is the source of this 1537-nucleotide messenger RNA. Its product is annotated as mitochondrial translation initiation factor 3. Gene Ontology annotation, biological process: ribosome disassembly; mitochondrial translational initiation. Gene Ontology annotation, molecular function: translation initiation factor activity; ribosome binding. Lineage: Eukaryota; Metazoa; Arthropoda; Insecta; Hymenoptera; Encyrtidae. Gene Ontology annotation, cellular component: mitochondrion. The record is from RefSeq and is a predicted model, not a curated record.